This is a messenger RNA of Andrographis paniculata, 1321 nucleotides long. Its product is annotated as RING-H2 finger protein ATL39-like. Lineage: Eukaryota; Viridiplantae; Streptophyta; Magnoliopsida; Lamiales; Acanthaceae. The coding region runs from base 355 to 966 and encodes 203 amino acids. The transcript has 3 exons. The record is from RefSeq and is a predicted model, not a curated record.
UACACACAUUCACCCACACUUCUCGCUUUCUUGACUCACUCACUCAGUCUUUAUUUUAUACCCCAAACCCUCCCUCUCACAUCCUCCUCUCUAAUGGUGUCCUUUUCUCUCCCUUCAAUUCCAAUUCCACCAUGGUUCAGUGGUUUCUCUCCCACCUCCGCCUCCAUUCUCGCUUUUCUCCCUAAAUCCAAACCCUGAUCGCCGCCCGCCACAUGUUUUUUUGCUUCCUGCUCGGAUAGCCAUCCUUCGCCAAACCCUAGAAAAAAAAAACAUCAAAAAUAUUUGGGGCUUUUGGAUACAGUGGCUCCUAGGAUAAUCGACUUGAGGAUUUGGCGCCGUAUUUGGUGAGUUGAAAUGAUUUCUUCUGGAAUCAAUCUGGUGAUGGCGGUCGUCGGAUUCUCGUUGAGUAUUAUGUUCAUCACGUUCGUCUGCGUCAGGCUUAUUUGUGCUCGAAUGUACAUGCGUUCGUCCGCCGCCAGAGCAUUCGGCUCUGAUCUUACCACCAUGGAGAGGGGUUUUCGCGGGCUUGAGCCUCAGACAUUAGCUAGUUUUCCUACAAAAAAGUAUCGAGAGCUAUGCCUGUCCUCAAACGAAAAUGCUCAAUGUACGGUAUGCCUAUCAAGCUACCACAACGAUGACACCCUCCGGAUCCUGCCGGCGUGCGGACACUCGUUCCAUGCUCGGUGCAUCGACAUAUGGCUACACCAGCAUUUCACGUGUCCCGUAUGUCGGGUCUCUCUCCGCAACCUCCCCAAGAGAAGAUGGUUCAGCCAACCGUUGUUCGCCUCGUCCCGCUCGUCGUCGCAGCGCAACGCACAGCCUCCCGACGCGCUUAUUUGCCAUUGCUCGACGCCCCACGACGGCGAACGGACGGAAUCUCGAUCUUGCUCGGAAGGCAACGGAAACAGCCAACAUGCCGUCAAGAAUUCAACGGGUAGAGAAGUAGCGAGCCCGUCUGGGCAGUAGAGUUUUUACGAACAGCGGCAAUCAGGGCGGCGGCGGUGGCGGCAAGGGCAAAUUGGUAAUUCUUGCUUGAUCUUUGGGUUCUUACAAAAAUGUCAUGGUUUGUUUGGCUUUUUUUGUUUUUGGGCAGAUUUAGGGAAUGUUGUAGAUAAUUUUAAGUUAGACAGUUAUGUGUUGUUAAAUCGUUAUAAGUAUGUAUGUUGUCUGUUUACAGCAUGAAGUUUGAAAGAGGAGUGUAUGAAGAAGUUUUAUACAGAUAGAAAUUUCCAUAAUUGUGUUAUUUGAAAUAUUUGUAUAUAUAUAUUGAUUUCGACGUAUGUAAAAUUUAAUUCAAUUUAUGCAGCUAAGGAACUUCAAU